AUGGCCGCGCUGCCGGAGCUGCUGCGCGCGGCCGCGCUCGCCCUGCUGCUCUGGGCUGGUUUUUGCUCUGCUGUGUGUGUUGAAGUUCCUUCAGAGACAGAGGCUGUCCAGGGGACACCCAUGAAGCUGCUCUGCAUCUCCUGCAUGAAGAGGGAAGAGGUCACAGCCAGCACCGUGGUGGAGUGGUUCUACAGGCCCGAGGGUGGAAAAGACGAGCCCAUCUACGAGUACAGGAAAACCAAUCAUGAAUUUCCAAGUCGCUUCAGUGGUCGGCUACAGUGGAAUGGGAGUAAAGACAUGCAGGAUGUGUCCAUCACUGUGUUAAACGUGACCUUGAAUGAUUCGGGUAUCUACACCUGUAAUAUCACCCGGGAGUUCGAGUUUGAGAUUCACCGACCUCUCUUCACGAGCUCCCGACUCAUCCAUCUCACCGUGGUGGAAGAGGCUGGAGAAGACUUCACUUCGGUCAUCUCUGAAAUUAUGAUGUAUAUUCUUCUGGUUUUCCUCACCUUGUGGCUACUGAUAGAAAUGGUCUAUUGCUACCGGAAAGUCUCCAAGGCAGAGGAGGCUGCGCAGGAAAAUGCGACAGACUACCUUGCAAUUCCAUCAGAAAACAAGGAAAACUGCGCUGUGCCUGUGGAGGAAUAGCAAAGAGGAGACAGUGCAACAAAUGGCAGCAAGGGACUUUGAAGACAGAAGGACUACAUCAUGCCAGCCAGGUUUGGGAGAACUCUGUGCUGUCGGGAGGAAGUCCGGGGAAGUGUGAACUCUCUUCCAUUUGUCUUGGACUCAGUACAACCUUGACUUUGGCUUCCUGACUCCAUUCCGAGCUGUCAGCCCACUUGUUAAAGGACUCUUCUUUGAAGCGUGCCGAGCAAAGGGUGCAGGGGUGCGGGCAGCACAGCUCCUUCCCAAGUUGCAGUCCCAUCGUCACAUCAAUGGCUUUGUAAAUAUUAGUGUCAUUUCUUAUCUGCUGUGACUAUCACCACUUGUUUUUGCAAAAUAUGCUCUCAUCUCUCCACUGCAGAGGUAAAGGCUGUGUCACGUUACUCUGA
This is a messenger RNA of Tinamus guttatus (white-throated tinamou), 1055 nucleotides long. It is a transcript of the gene SCN3B, whose product is annotated as sodium voltage-gated channel beta subunit 3. Gene Ontology annotation, cellular component: voltage-gated sodium channel complex. The record is from RefSeq and is a predicted model, not a curated record. Lineage: Eukaryota; Metazoa; Chordata; Aves; Tinamiformes; Tinamidae. Gene Ontology annotation, biological process: ventricular cardiac muscle cell action potential; regulation of sodium ion transmembrane transporter activity; sodium ion transport. Gene Ontology annotation, molecular function: transmembrane transporter binding; sodium channel inhibitor activity.